This is a messenger RNA of Staurois parvus, 879 nucleotides long. NCBI's taxonomy places the organism in Eukaryota, Metazoa, Chordata, Amphibia, Anura, Ranidae. The record is from the annotation of a GenBank genome assembly.
GGCAUUUUGGCUGCCAUCAUGGCUUCGUUGUCAGUCAUAUUAAUAUUCCAGGUGCAGUCUGCAUCAAAGCAGGGAGAUCUGAGUGCUGGGCUAGGCCCAGUGGCUGCUAGGAUCCUACUACCAGCUUCUGCAGUACUGGCUGCUUUGUGUCUUGCCCUAAAUGCCAGCUGUCUCCUACUGUGCCUUCUUCACUCCUACUUCACCGCUGAGGUCUGCCGUGAGGAUCCAGAUUCCAGGAGGUGUGAUUGGUUCCUGCUGGAUAAUCGCAGUAUUCGCCAGUCUGCUCUGUGCAUUUUUUGCCUUGGAAUCUCACUAUAUUUAACAGCUCUCUCACUUUAUAUGCUAAUCUUGUUUGAAAUUGAAACGGGAAUAGCCAGCUCCUGCAUCCUCUGUAUGGGCUCUAUUUUCAUGAUAGUCACAGUGGCUCACAUGUUCAAUAAAGCCACGCAAGCUUCCUGCCACAAUAAUGAACAUGUCCCCAGUACACUCUAUGAAAAUGACUCCGCACAAGAGGCAGACCUUAACGACUCCACUCCAUCAUCUGACCUGAACAACGACAAAGAUAUGUCACCGGUUCGCCCGCGCCCUGAGAUCCACAGAGAGUUUUCCUACCCUCAAUUUCUUCAGCAGCAACAGCAGAAAAUCCAGCCUAUUUCCCCACAAUUUAACAAUGUACCUACUAUGGUGAAACAAAGUGAAAGUAUGUGCAACAGCAGCAGAGAUGAACGCUACAAUAUUUCCCGAAUGCAACGGACGCUUUCUGUUGAAUCUGGCCUCAUGCAGCCUAACCCCAAGCCCUGGAACGGGGCAACUCAGGAAAUGAGAACUAUGGUAUUAAGGAAACCAGGAGUGGUGGGAAAAGACUCAACAUUAGUGUAA